Messenger RNA from Atta colombica, 1679 nucleotides. Its product is annotated as mitochondrial import receptor subunit TOM70-like. NCBI's taxonomy places the organism in Eukaryota, Metazoa, Arthropoda, Insecta, Hymenoptera, Formicidae. The annotation marks the transcript as partial. The record is from RefSeq and is a predicted model, not a curated record. The transcript has 9 exons. Gene Ontology annotation, molecular function: protein binding.
UAGGAAUUCUAUAUUUGAUAUGAACUGCCUUUGUCAUACUGAUCAGUUAAUACGACGCAGAAGAAUGAGUAGAGACGACGCAUUUGAUUGAUUGACUUGAGUAUUUUAUAAUCGCAUCGUGAAAGUCUUGUCUUCACACGUGAAUAAUUUUCACGGAAAAGGGAAAUUGCCCGACAGACUUAACGUUAUUCAACAUAUUGUUCAACAAUAACAAGAUGACGCGUAAAAGCAAAAGGAGAUUUACUGGAAGGAAGCAUAGUGAUCAGUCACCCAAAGUGUCUUCUCCUGUGGCUGAGACGGAGACUCCUUUACAGAAAGCGCAGAAAUAUAAGAAUGCAGGAAAUGUGCGUUUUACAAUGAGAAAAUAUAAUGAAGCCAUUGCUGAAUAUAAUAAAGCAAUUAAUAUUUGUCCAAAGGAGAACGUGAAUGAUCUCGCGAUUUUUUAUCAGAACAGAGCGGCUGCGUAUGAGCGAUUGAAAAAAUAUAAUAAAGUGAAGACAGAUUGUACAAAAGCAUUAGAAUUGAAUCCAAAAUACACGAAAGCUCUACUACGUCGGGCAUUUAUUUUGGAGCAACUAGGAGAUUUAGAAGCAGCUUUGAAGGAUAUUACUACUGUCUGCAUUCACGAAAACUUUUCUGAUCAUGCUUUCCUUUUAAAGGCACAAAUGAUCUUGGAAAAACUUGAGAAACAGUAUUUUCCGAAGAAAUUGACAAACAAAAGAUUUGCACCAAACACGUAUGUCGUCGAAAUAUUUUUUAUUAAAGCUUUCUCUAAAGAUCCAGUAUUUUCUAGACUUGAACAUCCAGAAAACAUUCCAGAAUUUUUCAAGAAACCAUUACAAGCGUUAAAAAAUAGGGAGUAUCAUAAUAUAAUACCGCUAUGUUCAGAAAUCAUUGAAAGUUCCAAAUUUGAUACAUUACCUCCCUCUAAACUAGAAGUGCUGUUGUUACGGGCUACAUUUUACUUCAUUUAUAACUAUUAUAACGCUGCAAUCUAUGAUCUUGAAGUUAUUUUGUACAGCGAAGAUGUAUGUGAUGACAUAAGGGUAAAUGCCUUGAUUAAAAGAGCGAAUGUAUACUUGGAAAUUGGGAAAAUGUGUACUUUAGAAAUGGCUUUCAAGGACUUCGAAUUAGCCCUUAUCAUAAAUCCAAGUUGUAGCGAUGUCUACUAUCAUAGAGGACUGGCACAUAGGAACAUACUAGAGCUAGGCAAAGCUAAGCGCGAUUUUGAAAAAGCCGUUGAAUACAACCCAAACUUCAGCAUGGCACACAUGCAAAAAUGGCACGCAAAUUAUCGUUUUGCAUUAUUGAAUGGAAAUAUAGGUUUAGCCGAAAUUACUGAGAGAAUCAUUGAGAAAGCUACAGAUAAAUACUCAAAUUCUUUUGAAUGUGUGUGUUGUUAUGUUUUAUAUGCUCAGAUAAUGUUCGAAACUCAACAGUAUCAAAAGGCUGAUACUUAUUUUAUUAAAGCAGUAGAAACAGAUCCGGACUACGCUAUUGUUUAUCUACUAUUAUGGGACUGUAAUCUUAUUAACGUCGAGAAAUAUUUGUACAAAACAUUAAAAUUGGAUAGAGGCUCUGUUGCAGGCAAGAUUACGUGUAUUAAAGUAUUAAGAUUGAUUGAAAUAGAACGGGGGAACAUAGAGGAAGCAAUAAAUUUAUUUGAUAAGGCUUUAGCA